Molecule: messenger RNA, 775 nt
Organism: Saccostrea echinata
Lineage: Eukaryota; Metazoa; Mollusca; Bivalvia; Ostreida; Ostreidae
Exons: 2
Coding region: 31-756 (241 amino acids)
Source: RefSeq, a predicted model, not a curated record
AAUUAUGUCAAUUGAAUUUUUAGUGAAUGAAUGAAAAUGGGAUCCGUAUCGACACAUCACGAAAAAACAAAUGAAGGUGUACACGUUGACACAGACAAAAAUCCGACGUUUUUUCACACAGUAACGACAGGUGCGUGUGGACUUUAUAGCUCACAUUGUGAUUCUGCAGCUAUGAUCGACGAUUCAUUAUCAGCUGUUAAAGUAUCUACCCAAGAAGCCAGGGCGCUCCAGAGAACAUUGGAAAGAGAGUACUUUUCUCACUGGAACGAAAAAUGCGAAGUACAAGAAUAUCGCGGUUUCUCGCUGUCUCAGACAGAUUUACUCGUGCGACAAAUAGGCGACAGUUUCGGUAGCUUUCGCACAAACAUCCUCAGACAGUUGUCCGGAAUUCAUUUUGCUGAGAAACUUGGAGUGAACAUUUAUGAGUUCACCUUUGGAGAAAAAAUGAGCUCGGGUGAGGUUUAUUUUGGAAUGAUCGCAAUAGCAAAGAAUGAACAUAGAGAUGAAAUGAACGCAAUCUCCUGUCUAUACAAACUCAAUUUUAACUUGGGGAAAGUUAAGCACAAGGAGACUCGAACCUUUAACCUGUUUGGGUUUAUUCCAGUUGAUGAGAGUACUGAAACAUGGUAUGAAUCAAAAAGCCUGGGUUUCGUGACAAAAAACGAGUUGGUCAACUUUUGUCGAGUAAAAGCUUUGGGUGAAUUCAGACGCAGAAACUUUAUUUCAAGGAUGAAUGACGUCUAUUCUGUGAAGUAGUUAUUAAUCCAGAACAUUC